Molecule: messenger RNA, 608 nt
Organism: Staurois parvus
Lineage: Eukaryota; Metazoa; Chordata; Amphibia; Anura; Ranidae
Source: the annotation of a GenBank genome assembly
AUGAUCAGUGUAGCCCCAGCAGUGCCACCUGUCAGUGUCCAUCAUGCCCAUCAGUGCCACAUCAGUGCCCCAUAUCAGUGCCUACCAGUGCACAUCAAUGCCACAUAUCAGUGUCCAUCUGAGCUGCCUUUCAGUGUCACCCAUCAGUGCCAGUCAGUGCCACCUAUCAAUGCCAAUCAGUGCCACCUAUCAGUGCCGCCAAUCAGUGCCAGUCAGUGCUGCCUAUCAGUGCGCAUCAGUGCCGCCUAUCUGUGCCUGUCAGUGCCGCCUAACAGUGUCAGUCAGUGCCAUCUAUCAGUGCCAGUUAGUGCCAGUCAGUGCCACCUAUCAGUGCUGCUGCCUAUCAGUGCCAUGUAUCAGUGCUGCCUUUCAGUGCCCAUGAGUGAUGCCUAUCAAUGCCCAUCAGUGCCACCUACCAGUGCCUCCUCGUCAGUGCCACCUAUCAGUGUCCAUCAGUGCAGCCUAUCAGUGCCCAUCACUGCAGCCUCAUUAGUGCACAUCAGUGAAGGAGAAAAAUUACUUAUUUACAAAAUUUUAUAACAAAAACUAAGAAAAAAAUUUUUUUUUCAAACUUUUCAGUGGUUUUUGGUUUGUUUAAGAAAAAAUAA